Molecule: messenger RNA, 2722 nt
Organism: Neoarius graeffei (lesser salmon catfish)
Lineage: Eukaryota; Metazoa; Chordata; Actinopteri; Siluriformes; Ariidae
Product: acid-sensing ion channel 1B
Exons: 10
Coding region: 1-1674 (557 amino acids)
Biological process (GO): sodium ion transmembrane transport
Cellular component (GO): membrane
Source: RefSeq, a predicted model, not a curated record
AUGGUGCGAAUUACAUGCACAAUCUCUGUUACAACAGGAGAUGAGCCUGCUGGAGGGUCCUACACGAGCAGCUUUGAUGACCACUACAAACGGGUAGUGCGGAGUUGUGACAGCGAGUCAGGGCAUUACAAGGAAGAAUGUGAUGAGAUGGAAGUUUAUGAGGAGAAGGAAGAAAAAGAGCCACCCAGCAUUGACUUGGCAACCUUUUGUGGUAGUUGUUCUCUUCAUGGUGCUAACCACAUCUUUGUGGAGAAUAAGAAGUUUGGGGUGAGGCAGGGUAUCUGGGCAGUGUCCUUCUUGUUGGCCCUCACUCUAUUCUUGUUGCAGGUGGCUGACCGAGUUAUCUAUUACAUGCAGUAUGACUAUGUUACCUUGCUGGAUGAGCGCAGUGCACCCAACAUGAUCUUCCCAGCCAUCACUAUGUGCAACUACAACACUUUCCGUCGUUCCCAAAUUAGCUACAGUGACCUGCUCUUUAUGGGACCACUCAUAGGGUAUGAAGACAACAUGGCACCUGGAUUCCAGCUUGCCCCUGAGCCUGAUCGCCAAGGUGCCCGAUUCAGCUUGGCCGAGUUCUAUAACCGGACACGGUAUCGUAUGGACGAUAUGCUUCUGGAUUGCAAAUUUGCUGGAAAGGAUUGUGGUCCUGAGCACUGGAGAGAGAUCUUCACUCGAUAUGGAAAAUGCUACACAUUCAACUCUGGCCAGGAUGGACAGCCACUCCGCAUCUCCAUGAAAGGGGGUAUGGGCAAUGGCCUGGAACUAAUGCUGGACAUUCAACAGGAUGAGUACCUGCCAGUGUGGGGAGAAACAGAUGAGACGUCUUUUGAAGCCGGCAUCAAAGUGCAGAUCCACAGUCAGGAUGAGCCGCCUUUCAUUGAUCAGCUGGGAUUCGGAGUGGCGCCAGGCUUUCAGACGUUUGUUUCCUGCCAGGAGCAGAGGUUGACCUACCUGCCCCCUCCAUGGGGUGACUGCAGGGCUGAGCCCAUGGACUCAGACUUCUUUACCACCUACAGCAUCACAGCAUGCCGCAUCGACUGUGAGACACGCUACCUGGUAGAGAACUGUAACUGUCGCAUGGUGCACAUGCCUGGAGAUGCUCCGUACUGCACGCCAGAACAAUAUAAAGAGUGUGCGGAUCCAGCAUUGGAUUUUCUGGUGGAAAGAGAUAAUGAUUACUGUGUGUGUGAGACACCCUGCAACAUGACGCGCUACGGCAAAGAGUUGUCCUUCGUCAAGAUCCCCAGUAAGGCCUCAGCAAAAUACUUGGCCAAGAAGUUCAACAAGACAGAGCAGUACAUUGCGGAUAACAUCUUGGUUCUGGAUAUCUUCUUCGAGACUUUGAAUUAUGAGACUAUUGAGCAGAAAAAGGCCUAUGAGCUGCCGGGAUUACUGGGUGAUAUUGGUGGUCAGAUGGGUCUUUUUAUUGGAGCCAGUAUUCUGACUAUUUUAGAGCUCUUUGACUAUCUUUACGAGGUGAUCAAGUACAAGCUGUGCCGUUGCAGGAAGAAGAACCACAAACGCAGCAACAACAAUGACCGAGGAGCCGUGCUGAGCCUGGACAACGUGCAGUGCCACCCUCCGUGUGAAAACCUUCGCACUCCCUCUACAUAUCCUGCCAACAUCCUACCUCACCAUCCGGGGCAGGGCAACUUCGAGGACUUCACCUGCUGAGUGAAUGAAAGAGGAGCUGGUAGAGUCGGACUCCAGCUCACAGUGUACAACCAAAGCUGUCUGACUACAUUGUCAUGAGCACCCACCCAUCCCGGACAACAGAGAAUCGAUUUUGGCUGGAUAUUUUAACGUCAUUGCGUCAUGUAAAAAUAAAACAAACAUUAAACAUUGAAAUCACGAAAAUACACUAGUACUGUUCCACAGCACAACCAUGUGUGUACUUUAAAAGGAUUUUGGAACACUGCCUCAAAAGGGAACUCCUUGUCGAAGCCUUUGAGACGUAGAACAUCACAGCUCAAAUGAACAGGCUUCCUGUGGGCCUGUGAGUCCUCUGCCUUUUCUGUAUAUAACAGCGGCUAUACACCGUCUUAACUGAGUGGCUUAAUUAGAUUGUUAGAUGUAAUAUAGUGCUUAAUCCAUGUAGCAGCAUUUGUGGUGACUGAUGGACUGCAAUGAUGUUCCACUCAUGAUCAGUGUCUCAUUUAAGAACAUAUUUUUCCAACUGACAGGAAAUGAUCAACUAUUCAUGGUAAAGAAAGCUGCGUUCAGCUUUCUGUUGUUCCAUCCAGCUCUCAUUUCGUGACUGCAUGCUCGUAUUCGUCUUCCUGUGCAUGUUUUCAGUUUUUUUCAGUAACCAUUCUUAUUAUUGCCAAGUUUGCCUCAGUUAUAUACAGGUGUGUGUGUGUGUGUGUGUGUGUGUGUGUGUGUGUGUGUGUGUGUGUGUGUGUGUUGUUUGGCUGCCUUAACCCUACAAUUGUGUGUAUGUUUGAUUGGCUUUAUCAUGCGUGUACUUUGCCUGAGGUGUGUGUGUGUGUGUGUGUGUGUGUGUGUGUGUGUGUGAGGUUUGCUGAAUAUAUGAAUUAUUCUCUCUGUUUCAAUUCCGUGAGAUUAUUCUUAUUGUUGUUACUUUUCAGAACUGUCACUGUUUUAAGCAUCAUAUCGAAGCACAAGACCACCAUUAUGUAAAAGCCAAUGAAAAAGAAAGACAGGAUCAUAUUCUUUCAGAAACUAUGAUCAUUAUGAUAAUCAGAAUUGUUGCAACUCUAUU